AUGGCCAUGUCGCUGAGCGCUGACGAUGAGGAUUACGACUCAGAGGCUGAGCAGGUUAGUUAGCACACUGAACCCAACCCCUCGGGACAAAGCAAAGGAGAGGAAUGUGUAUGUGUGUGAGGCACAGCGACUUGAGCUGAGCAGUGGUAGAUGUUGUAGGGAUCUGGAGCCACCUAAAGAGAAAUGCUGUUUCUGUGUCAGUGGUAUCCUCCUUUCUCUUGUUGUUUCUUUUCAUCCCUGUACUUUUCGGUGUGUGUGUGUGUGUGUGUGUGUGUGUGUGUGUGUACCUGGUAAGUGCAGGAAGAAGGCACUGACUGUUCAGACAGCAGUGUCACUCCUCAGGGCAGCUACUGGUUGUUCCAGAACAGGGAAGAAAAAAGAGAUCAACAACAAGAAUGCCGUGUGUGUGAUCAGACCGAAAGAUGCAGAUUAGAGAUUCAUUAAUGGUGAGCUUGUGUAAGCAUGUACGAACAGGGAAGAAUAAAUCAGAUGCAUUUGAAUAGAUUUACUGUGUCUGCGUAUGUGUAUGGUAAUGAGAGAAAAUAAAGUUUGAUGUGUAGCGUAUGAAUUGUGUUUGGCACAGCCUACAAAUUGUGUAUGUAAACAGUGAGGAAGAUUUUGUGUUUGUGUAUAGACUCCUCUGGAUUCCACCCCCCUUUCCAAUUGUACACUGACUGGGUUGUGAUAUCAUUGGAUACAGUUGAGUUCCUUCCGCAGAUGAGAUGGCGGAAGAUCCCCCCCCCCCAGCCCCCCGUUUUUGCUGUAAAUAUUAACACAAACAGUUUGUACGUGGUGUUCAUCAAUAUCAGAUGAAAACAUAUCACCAUUUCAAGGGUCUGGUUGCAGAUUGUUGUACAGUGCUAUGAGAUAUUGAUAGAUUGAUUGAGGUAAAUUGCAACAAGUUGUUAGUGAACGGUAACUUGUGAAUUCCUUGUCCUUUUUGAGUGUUUGUUAUAGCAAGAGCAAGUAAAUCCCCCAGAAGCUUAAAAUAUAAGUGUAGUCAAUGUUUGGACAACACUUUUUGGGGCAUUGGUAACACGCCUUUUUGAUUGCCAUUUCCAUGAAGUAGCCUCAAAUAAAUAUUGUGAUGUGAUAACGAUUCCUAUUUUUUGACUACCUCUGGGCGAUCACAGUGCCUCAGGUUCUGAGAAAGCCUUGCAUCUAUAAUCCCUCGCUCACGUUUCCUCUUGAGGUUUAUCAGCAGUAUUUCAUCUAAGAUCACACAUCAUAUGUGUUUGUACUGUAUGACUGUGUGGGUAUGGGCUAUGCAAAUUGAGUAGGUCCUCCUGUGUUCCGCUGUGACGCAGUAGCUUAUUGCACUGUGGCUUCUACUCCUACUCCUCUGCUGAACCUCAGCUUUGCUGAGCUAAGGAAUAGCCUGCUUAUAUAGAGUAACGCUCAUCUUCAUACCUUACAGCUACAUCAUGUACGUGUGUGUGAUCUGGGAAUGCAUUACAUCGUUUACAGAUUAACCUGUCAAACUACUAGGCAUUAAAGGCUUUGUUGCUGAUGAGAUGGAGAGGCUACAUUUCUGAUGUCAUUGCACGUCCUUGCAAGGAGAUGGCACGCUCCCCAUACAGUCUCCAUUGGGAUAUGAUGUGGAACAUCUGUCACUGAAAGUGAUCCUAGCUUCCUGUGACCGUGAUUAUGGUAACUGAGACUGACUGAUGGGUCAGUUCGGGUUCUGUGACUAGACUCUCUUCCUCUAUGUAGAUGGUGAUUUAACCCCUUCUGUCACUGCUCAAUAGGAAUCACAUUGUGCGUUUAUCCCUUCAAGGGGUGUUGUAUCCAGACAUGGUGGAGACCAGGGGAUUUUGGAGACAAUGUGGAGGGCUGUCUGGAACAUCUUUUCUCAUGUGUGGUCCUUUGGCCUCCUGGCCUCAGGUCUGAUCUCACGAUAGAGCUACUCUUUUAAGGCAGGUUAACUUCAAGAUCACUAAAUGCUGUCAGGUAACAGGUUACAUAAGGAAAUCUGAUAUGGGAAAUGGAUGAUAUGUCAGUGUCUUGUUGCUUGUGACAUACACAACAUGACCAAAAGUAUGUGGACACCCAUUUCAUGAAGCUCCCGACAAACAGUUAUUGUGCUGAUGUUGCGUCCAGAGGCAGUUUGGAGCUCGGUAGUGAGUGUUGCAACCGAGGACAGAUGAUUGUUACGUGCUUCAGCACUCGGCGGUCCUGUUCUGUGAGCUUGUUAAAUAAGGAACACUUACCACUUCGCGGCUGAGCCGUUGUUGCUCCUAGACAUUUCCACCUCAUAAUAACAGCACUUACAGUUGACCGGGGCAGCUCUAGCAGGGCAGAAAUUUGAAUAACUGACGUGUUGGAAAGGUGGCAUCCUAUGACGGUGCCACGUUGAAAGUCACUGAGCUCUUCAGUAAGUCCAUUCUACUGCCAACGUUUGUCUAUGGAGAUUGCACGGGUGUGGCUGAAAUAGCCAAAUCCACAAAUGUUGAAGGGGUGUCCACAUACUUUUUGUAUAUAUAGUGUUUGUCAAGGUGGUGACCGGUGACACAGGACAGGUCAUGGAGCACUGUACUGUGUAUGUCCAUGCUUUGUUUCUUUUAGUUUUAGCAGUUCCUUGGCUCAGUCAGACCCCCAGUCUAUAAUCCUAACAGAGACCCUCGGAUUCCACCACCGAUUUAGAUUUCCCCCAAUAUCCAAAAUAAUCCUCUCUGGCUGUUGCCUGGAUCUCUGAAUACCCCAGCCUGGACACUCUGCUUAGUGUCUACUUGUUUUAGGAUAAGUCUAGAACAAGGCAAGGAUUUAGCCUUGGACCCUGCUGUUCUUUUAUGUGUGUUGAUCAAAUCGCUGAUUGAUUGUGUUUUCUCUGUCCAGUGGUAGCUGGGUUGGUUACAGUGCUGAUGUAUUUGUAUAUGACAGUAAAACAUUAUUUAUGAUGACUUUAACAUUUGUUGGCAUCUUCAAUUCUUGCACAGGUAAAUUUGCUGAACUGCUAAACUUGGAACCAAUCAGGACUCCCGUACAUAACCGUUGUGAUGAAGGCAGCCAAUGGCCUGCUUCUAUCUAAGAUGUAAACACAGGCUCACGUGAAGACUGUGUGAUGAAGAGAAACAUAUAGCUAGCCCCCAAAGACUGAAAUAAGAUAAAUAUCUGUUUUUGUGUAUUUGAAAUAUGCAUCAUGCAAUUCGAAUUGACUUGAUUGUAUGAAGAGGUAACUCCGUCGACCAUUUAGCCAAUUUAUUGAAAGCGAGCCAAUGUUGCAGUUUGACUAGCCUAGCCAACUAAUACUGUACAUGUAAAUUUGCCUGCUCAGGAAGUUAGUGUUUCAUUAGUUAUGUCAGUGAAAAGCAUUUGAGUCAUGCUUUGGCAUGAUUGUCUCAUUUCAAGUAAAUAGCUGCAGACUUAAAGAAACAUUAAAUCAUAUAAUUUGCAUAGAAACCCAAAUAUAAUCAUGUAGAUGAAAAGGUAUGUUUCAUGUAUGCUAGAAUGGAGGUUUAAAAAUGACAGCUGCAUAUGCAUAUUAGUCAAAACAUAGAAUAGAAUGAAACUUUAUUGUCCAUCCAGGAUGGACAUUUUUCUUUGGCAUCACUUUAUAUUGAAAGGAUCACAUACAUUCUCACAUCACACACAUUUAAACCAGUCAGUCCGUCAUAUUGCGUACACAAAAAACAGAGGACAUUGAUACAUUCACUCACAACUGAACGCUGUCCCAACUGCACUGGAUAGAUAAGUACAAAUACCGAUACAAUUUACGUUGCAUUUAGUAGUCCAACAGCUCAAGGAACUAAUGAAUGUUUGAACACGUUCUACUUGGCCAUGUGCAUUCUGAAGCACUGGUCAGAGGGAGGCCUCUCGAACUGAGGGUGUAGAGGGUGUUAGGGGUCGCCAACAACCGCCAGUGCCUUCCUUUGGGACCGACUGCUCAACUGUGCCUGUGGUCGACCAAUUAUUUUGCUGGCUGUGUUUACUAUUCUGGUUAGUUUGCUUUUGCUCCUCACGCUCAGAUUACCAUACAAGAAUGUCAUAUUGAACGUGAAGAUGCUCUCCACCAAGCUGCUGUACACCCUCUCCAGAACAUCCUGGCUGACCCCAAACCCCUUCAAUUUCCAGAUUUAAAAACAGGCGCUGGCUUGCCAAAAAAAAAAUACAGUCUGCAUUCUCUGUAAAGCUCAGCGUGUCAUCAAUUUGUGUCCCUAGGUAUCUGAAACACUCAACACGGUUGGUCGUUCAGACAGAGUGGUUGGGACAUUGGCAGGUUGUUGCCUUUGAUCAGCUCCUUUGUCUUUUCCACAUUGGUUUUUUCUGGCACCGUUCUUGAAGGUUGUUGGCCUGUAUAAAAUAGCUGUCCCCAUCUGACGUAGCAUCUUUAAAGAGUCCCACCAGAGCCAUGUCAUCCGCGUACCUGAAAAGGCUCACAUUGUUUCCUUGGAUUUUCAUCUCGUUUGUGUAGAUAGAGAACAACAACGGUAAAAGGACACACCCCUGGGGCGCCCCUGUGUUCAGGGUCAGUUCAUCAGAGAGGGCCCUAUUCACGAGGACCCUCUGUGGGCGGUCAGUUAAAGUCCUUGAUCCAACCUGCGAGGCCUCCGUUGACAUUCAGGUCCAGUAGUCAUUUCAGCAGUGUGUGUGUAUUUGCAUUAUAUUGAAAGCUGAACUAAAAUCAAUAAAUAAAAUGUGUGCAUAUGAUUUUGCAUGUUGAAGGUGACUAGCCACCAUGUUCACCAAGGUCAGGGUAGCAUCCUCUGUGCCUUUAUAGGCAAACUGUAACGGGUCCAGUUGAUCUGCUAUGGACUGGGUAAGGUGCUUACCGACUACCCUUUCCAUGCAUUUGGCCAGAAGGGUGUAUGAGGGCCACAGGCAGAAAGUCAUUUGGUGAUUUGGCCCCUGGCUUUUUAGGCACUGGUACAAUGGUUGACACCUUCCAGGAGUUUGGCACUGUGCAAGUGCUCAGCAGGAGUUGAAACAGUCGUGUGAAGACUCCCUUGAGCUGGCCGGCGCAAACGUUCAGUACUUUGCCCUGUAGUCCGUCUGGGCCCGGUGCUUUGUGUGGCUUGAUAUGUGAUAGGCAUGAGGCCACCUCAUUCUCUGUUAUCUGGACAGGAGAGGAUUUGGGGAUGAUGUCACAUAUGUUCACAUUUGUCAUUAAAAUCACUGGUGUCAAAUCUUCCAUAAAAUAAUAGUUACGGUUGUUUACAAAGGAUGAACAGUCGGCCAUUUUCUUGUUCUCUCUUUUCCUUUCUCAUCCCAUCAUUGCAUUAAGGCCCUCCCAUGCUUGUCUUGGAUUGCCUGUACAAAGAACCUCUGCUCCACUUGAUCCUUUUUAGCGUUCCACAUUUUUGACCUGAAUUCAUUUUCUUUCUCCUUUACAGCAUCAGUAUCUCCUUUCAGGAAUGCAAACUUCCUUUCAUUGAGGCACAUUUUCAAGUCCUUAGACACCCAGGGCUUGUUGUUGGGAAAUACUCUGACAGUUUUUGUGUUAAUGACAGUAUACUCACAGAUCUGGAUGUAUGAUGCGAUGCUGUCUGUCAACUCAUGGGGAUCCCUGCACGAGUCAAAGAACACCUUCCAGUCUGUGACGUCAAAGCAGUCCUCGAGCUCCUCCCUGCUCUCAUCUGUCCAUACCUGAAUGGAUUUCUCUACAGGUUUUUCAAGUUUCACGUUCUGCCUGUAUCAUGGUAGGAGUUGAAUAACGUUAUGGUCUGAUCUCCCGAUGGGUGCUCUGCGCACUGCCUUGUAUGUGUCAUCUAUGUUGCCAUAACACUGGUCCAGGAUGUGAGUUGAACAGGUGACGUAUUGUUGCAGAGUGGGGAGGUGUGCGGAGAGGGAGAGCGUAUUAACAUCCCCAAGCACAAAUACUGGCUGGUCAGCCGAUCAUGAAAGCGCAGCAUUGAAACAGUCUGUAGUCCUGUCAGCAGCUUCCUUAUUGUAAGGUCCAGGCACAUAGACCAGAAUAAUGUUAAUCUGUCCAAACUCGCGUGGUAGAUCGAAUGGCCUGGAUGAUACAACGAGAAUCUCAUAGUCUCUGGUGCACACUUGUUCAAUGACGUUACACUACGUGGCCCAAGUAUUAUCUACAACGAUACAUAGCCCCACGCCUAUUGAUUUAUGUGAUAUUGUUUUGUCUCGAUCUGCUUAAAUAAGUGUAUCCAUCAAUGUUAACAUCAAUAUUGUCCUGCUUGAGCCAUGUUUCUGUAAAGCAGAUUUAGAUUUCUUCUCCUAAAGUCCUCUUCGAAUUUAGCCCUCGCCGCUAACUCGCCCAAGUUAUUAUUUAGUGACCGCAUAUUUGACAGGGUGAUCACUGGGAGCGGGUGACUGCUUCCCCGCCUCCGUAGUCUGUUCUACAACUGUUGAUUGGUGUCCACCUGUGGUAAUAUCUUCUGUGUUCUUGUUUGUGUACAGUACAUCUAUAUAACGUGUGUGUGUGUGUGUGUGUGUGUGUGUGUGCGCGCGUUUUUAUGAGCAGCAUUUACAACAUUAUCUUGGCUCCGGGCCAGUAAUAACAGAGGGGAAAAUAAACUCUGUCAGGAGGAAAUGGACUCAAUAAUGGAAAGUGCUUCACAUCAAAGCAGUCCUCCUCCCCAUCUCUCACUGCCUUCCAAUUGAAUUUUACAGCACAUUUUAAGCCCACUCCCUGUUACGUAACACUGUUAAAGUGGUCCAUGUUUUGGCAUACCAUUUUUUUAUUAUAGUAAAACAAAUAAUUUAACCCUUAUUUUACCAGGUAAGUUGACUGAGAACACAUUCUCAUUUACAGCAACGACCUGGGGAAUAGUUACAGGGGAGAGGAAGGGUGAUGAAAGAGCUAAUUGGAAGCUGGGGAGGAUUAGGUGGCCAUGAUGGUAUGAGGGCCAGAUUUGGAAUUUAGCCAGGACACUGGGGUUAACACCCCCUACUCUUACGAUAAGUGUCAUGGGAUCUUUAGUGACCACAGAGUCAGGACACCCGCUUAACCUCCCAUCCGAAAGACUGCACCCUACACAGGGCAAUGUCCCCAAUCACUGCCCUGGGGCAUUGGGAAAUUGUUGGGGGGGAAUAGAGGAAAGCGUGCCUUCUCCUGGCCCUCCAACACCACUUCCAGCAGCAUCUGGUCUCCCAUCCAGGGACCAACCAGGACCAACCUUGCUUGGCUUCAGAGGCAAGCCAGCUGUGAGAUGCAGGGUAGUAUGCUGCUGGCAAAAUGUUGCUAGGUAAACAUAGAAGCACAUUCAGACCAAGCUUUUAAGAUGUUUGAGUGCAGAUGAUUUGAGUUCGAAAAAUGUAAUGUUCUCACUUGAGUGCGGUUGGAUGAUGGCUUCAUCCCUGGUCCUGUGUUUUCCAUAGAAAGUGGAAGUAGAUAGUUCGACCAGAGAUCUGCGUAUAACCGGUUAUAAUAAAGGCUCUGCUGCCAGUGACUCAUCACUUAAUUGGUCAACUGCUAGCAUUGAUUAGAUUAAUCAAUUCACCUGGUUUCCCUAAUCAGCUACCAGUUCAGGGGUCAAUAUUACAGCAAACACUGCAGCACCCCGUAGACCUGAUCCAUCUGUCUCUGUACCUUUUUAGUGUGGUUGUGCUAUAAAGACACCUGACUCUCCUUCCUCUCCCUCUACUUCUUCUACUUUCAGCAGCAGCGGCCUCCCAACAGACCCAAACCCAAAAUGGCGGCCACAUCUCCCGCGGCGGCGGUCAAGCUGUCGGCCAGCCGGAGCACGUCUGGCGCCCGGAGGAGGAGGACGCGUUGUCGGAAGUGCGAGGCGUGCCUGAGGACAGAGUGUGGAGAGUGCCACUUCUGUAAAGACAUGAAGAAGUUUGGAGGGCCAGGUCGCAUGAAACAGUCCUGCAUCAUGAGGCAGUGUAUAGCGGUAGGUCUCCUACUAAUCUUAACUACAGUAAGUCUGUUUGGCUUUUUAUUGUGAAAUGUUUUAAAUGGUCAAACUAAAACUAACCUGCAAAGUGCACUAUGUGUGUAGAGUGAGUUUCUAAUAUGCUGUUUUGUCUCCAGCCUGUCCUGCCCCACACAGCAGUGUGUCUGGUGUGUGGAGAGGCAGGGAAGGAGGACACAGUGGAGGAAGAGGAGGACAAGUUUAACCGCAUGCUCAUGGAGUGCUCCAUCUGCAAUGAGAUAGUCCAUCCUCUCUGCCUCAAGGUAAACCGCUCAGUACAGUGUGUGGAUGCUGUCUCUGAGCCUCUCAUAUCUCUGUAUGUGAUUGGUUGAUUCAGUGUGAGCACUUACAUUACUGCAGUGUAUUUGUUUAUGGUUGCCCUUCAUCCUAUAGAGGACUUCUAUGCUGCAAAUGAUAAACGAUAGCUUUGCUUCUUACUGUCUCACUUUUACUUGUGCUUCCUAUCACCUUCACCCACUCACUACUUGUGCUCUCUUGUUCAGGUGAAAGAUUCCGGUGGAGUUGUAAAUGACGAGUUGCCAAACUGCUGGGAGUGUCCAAAAUGCAACCAUUCAGGGAAGACAGGGAAAGUAAGCAUCUAUGUGGAUGUGGAAAUGAAUGUUCUUGGCAGAAUAUCUAGGCUUUGCUCUGUUCAAGACCUCAAAUGUAUUGUAAAAAUACGUUUGAAUUACAGGUGUCCUGAAACAAAUAGGCAAAAGAUAUAAAGUAGUCUUCUCUUGUUUCUCACCUUUUGGCCGUCAAGCAAAAAAGAGGACCAGGGUUCAAGUACGCAUCCAACCUUCCCGGGUCGCUACUGAAGGACUCACGAUUGAACCGUGACAUCAAGGAAGAGCCCGAGCCUCCCAGUGUGCCAACCUCACCCACUUUGACCAUGGCAACCGUGACCACAGUGAAAAGGAAGGCGGAGCGUGAAGACACCCCCAAAAGGAAAGCAGAGGAAUCUCCUCCUCUGAAGAAACGUUCUCCCAUGCUCUCUCUGGGCGGGCUACCCCGACCCAGGCCUGAGGACAACCCUCUGAGGAAGAAGAGGAUGCUGUUCGACAUCAAAGAUGAGGAUGAGCCUCCUGUUGUCAAGAAAAAGGUAAUUUAUCCAACAGACUUCAGCCUGAUCAUGGAUAAUUACGUUUAUAAUGAAGUAUCUGUACUAAGCAUUCCUCUUGAUUUGAGAAAAUGUGAUAAGGCCCAGAGUUUAUUUUGUGAUUUGAGAAUUGUAAACCACUUACUUGUGAAAAAUAUAUAAUGUAGAAGAUCUUCUAAAAAGGCCACUUCAAACUAUAAAGUGGAUUGUAACAAAUGAAUGUCAGAGGAACUGAUCUGCUCCAUAUGUUCCCUUACAGAAGAAGCCCCCAAAACCUGAUGACCUUUUGAUCCCCAAACUGUUAAAGCCCAUCAAGCAAGAGCGAGUGGAUGAGGACGAAGAACACAAAGCCCAUGAAGAUGAAGCGGAGGAUAGAUACACAGGGGACAGGGUUACAACUAAAGGGAAAAGACAAGAAGAGGAAGAGGAUGGAGAUAAGGAGGAGGAGGAGGAGAAAGAUGGUGGUGGAGAGGACUGUAAAGACGGUACAGUAAAGACUAUGCUGAGUCCACUGCUACGGACGUCUGCAGCCAGAGAGAGUGACCAGUCCUGCUCCAGCUCUCCCCGGGCAGGGCCCAGCAGUGAAGGGUGCGAUGCCCCAGAGAAGACACCUGGCCAGCUGAAGGCACGCAAGCGCCGCCGCCUCCCCAACAAAGAGCUGAGCAAGGAGCUGAGCAAAGAGCUCAACCUGGAGAUCCAGAAGACCGAGGACUGCCUGGCCAAUCAGAACCGCAGACCACUGAAGAGGGAGGACAGCCCAGCCAAUAACAGCCGUCGACCCUUGAAAACGGAGGACUCCUCGACCAAUCCGAACCGCAGACCACUAAAAACAGAGGACUCCCCUGCCAAUCAUAACCGCAGGCCAAUUAAGACUGAGGAUGGCCUAUCCAAUCACAACCGCCGCCCAUUGAAGACUGAGGACAGCUUAGUCAAUCAGAACCACAGGUCAAUGAAGACAGAGCCUGAGAGCGACGGGGAGGAGCCGAAGCCGAAGCGGCCACUCAACAACUGCAGCAGUGACCUCGGAGACUGGCUCCACCCCAGGGGGCGGGAGGUGAACGGGACGCCCCGCCAGCUCUCGCCCCUUGGGUGGAACCGCAGCCCUCCGAUCACGGCCAUUUGCCCACGCCCCCCUCCCUGCCGCUCACCGCCCAAGUGUGUCCAGAUGGAGCGUCACGUGAUCCGGCCGCCUCCCAUCAGCCCCCCGCCAGACAGACUGCCCCUGGACGACGGACAGGUCCACGUGAUGCGCAGGGAGGUGUGGCUGGCCGUGUUCGGACACCUCGCACACAGAGACCUUUGUGUCUGCAUGCGCGUCUGCAAGACCUGGAACAGAUGGUGAGUGUUAAGAUGUGCUGCAGCUGUCAGAUAGACCAAGGGCUCUGAUACCAAGUUAAACCAGUCAGUCUUGUGAAUUAGUGGGUUGUGUUUUUCAUAAUGGUCCUUGUUCAUUGGAACUACAGUAUGGACACUAAACUGUAAGGCUCAUAGCUAGACUAGAGCUCUCACCUCAGCGUAGUCUUUCCACAGUCGUAGCUAUGGUGGCUGUGUGAUCAUAUACUAACCUUUGCCCCUGCCUCCCCAGGUGCUGUGAUAAGAGGCUAUGGACGCGGAUCGAUCUGAACCGCUGCAAGUCCAUCACUCCCCUCAUGCUGAGUGGCAUCAUCCGCAGACAGCCUGUGUCGCUGGACCUCAGCUGGACCAACAUCUCCAAGAAGCAGCUCAGCUGGCUCAUCAACAGGCUGCCAGGUAAACACCAGGCAGCAGUGUUGUAACUGACACAAUGUGCAUAGCCCUCUGUGCCUUUAUAACAGAAUGGUCUGAACUGUAUAGGUAUGUAUGUAUACACAGAGCUGUUAUACUGUAUCUCUGUCCAUGGCUCUGGGUACACACUGCAAACCUGAUGUCACCAUUGCAGUCUAUUACAGUGCUUCUCUGUACUGAGGGUAUUGACAUGAACGUAUUUAAUGUAACGCUGUCUUUGUUUCCAUGGUUGGGUGAGCUGCUCCGGCAUGUCUGAUGAUUGUAUCCCCAGGGGUUCCUGAGUGUUUCAGACGGUUUGCUUUGUUUCUGAUGCAUUCCCUCUCAGGAUCAUGCCGCGACUGUAAUCACAUUUGCAUAGUGAUUGUUUUUGUUUCCUUGUUUUUGCAGCCUCAGGUUAACGAACUGUUGGAGACUAAUACGAUUGCUAAAUGGAAAAUCACAAUUAGUCUCCCCCCCCCCCCCCCUCAAAGAUUGAAAAUAGCAGCAGAUAAUGUUACAUGUUUUUAGUUUAGAGUUAGUUAGUUAGUUAGUUAGGACUGGCCUAGUUGGAGGGCAGGAGCCCUAAUGAUGUAUUAUUCUGGCUUUAGUUUUUUUGUCACAGUGCUAGGGUGUUAGCAGGUGCUAGCGUGUUAGCAGGAUUUGAGAGAGAGUGAUGAUGUUGAGUUUUGACCCCUGUUAACCCCUGACUGUUGUCCCUGCAGGUCUGCGCAUGCUGCUGCUCUCAGGCUGCUCCUGGGCGGCUGUGUCUGUCCUCUGCACUGCCAGCUGCCCGCUGCUGAGGACCCUGGACGUCCAGUGGGUAGAGGGGCUCAAAGACGCCCAGAUGAGGGACCUGCUCUCACCCCCAACAGACAACAGACCAGGUAUAUUCCCACCAUCCUCCAAUGUGUUAUAAUGACCAUCUGGACACAUGGCGUGAAGUUUUGAACAGCAUGUCAAUGUGCUUUGCGAUCCAGUCAGGCUGCAGCAGCCCAUCCAUGUCAGGUCUUGCUGUGCUCUCUGGUGCCCCCUUGUGGCUGUCUUUACAGGCCACACAGCUGGAAACGCUUGCACCUGAUUGUGCGCCUAGUAGAAGUAAGGAAGCUUAGAAACAACUUGACACAUUCAAUCUCUCCGUCUUUCUCUCUCCCCCUCUCCCUCCCUAGGUCAGCUGGACAACAGGAGUAAGCUGCGGAACGUGGUGGACCUGCGUCUGGCCGGGCUGGACAUCACCGACACCUCCCUGCACCUCCUCAUCUGCUACAUGCCCCAGCUGACCAGACUGGACUUGAGCUACUGCAACCACGUCACUGACCAGUCGGUCAACAUCCUGACUGCUGCAGGGAGCACCACCAGAGACUCACUCACUGACAUCAACCUCUCCGGUAGGAGGAUACAAGGCCAUGUCAGAAUGUCCCUCCUGCCUACUGUUUACUGAAAGUAUUUACUAACAGUAGCAGUACUACUCACUAGUUAGAACAUAUUGGUUAGAAUCCAGACACAGCCAUUGACUGUUCAUUGCAACGUUCAUUCAUUGCUUCAUGGCAUAGGUCUUGGCAUGUUCCCAUUCAUUGCUUCAUGGCAUAGGUCUUGGCCUCCUACUGAGAAGAAUGCACCCCCCCGUAAAGACAUGUAACGUCCUCAUGGAUGCCAAUUGAUUUUUAUAUAUCUAUCUCUAUAUCGAUCUAGAUUAUUAUUUUUAAACGUUUUCUCUAAAAAGCUUUGUUGCACAAUUAACAGUCAAUACACCUCAUUUCAAACAGUCAGGAAUAAUCUAAUGAAUUCAGGGCUUGUGAAAUUGCACAUAGGCUAAAUAUAAGCCUUCCACAACCAUACUAAUAAUGUAAAUAUUAUAUAAAAAUAGUUUAACCUGCUUUUGUUGUUGUUGCAAUAAUCACUGAUCUGGCUUUCAAGUCUGUCUAUGAAAAUGCCAUUUUGUUACAAAAUGACCCAGAACCAUGCAUAAUGCAAAUCCACUAAUUAUGACCAACUUAUUGUAGCAGGCAUUAUAGAAAAUGAACACAGGUCUCAUAAACAAUAUCUCAAGCACAAGCCCAUGUGCUAGUGAGUAGCCAGCUAAUAUUUAUAUUUCAAGUCUAGCCAACUUGGAUCUAUUUGCUUGCUAAAAAGGCAGAACAGUUGAACUGUUAUGAAUAUACCCUCCUCUCCGUCUCCAACUGUGUGAACAACAUAGCGAUUCUGUUGGACCAAACCUCAAAUGCAAAUAGCUAGAUUAAACCGCUUGUUGUCAGAGAGGAAGAAGCUCUUUUGUCUUUUUGUUGUGAGUGGCAGGGGGAGGGACUUGGGGUCUGUGUGCGAGUAGAAAGGUGCACACAGCACAGAAGGAGCGAAGGAGACGAGACCAAAAAGACAGAAUGCUCAAAAACUAAAUAAAAAACGUGAUUCUUGUGAUACAGGCAUUUGGAACAUCGCGCUAAAACAUACAUUCGAAUUAAUUAUAUAUAUUGCGAAGCCCUAUAUAAAUAGCUUUAAUUGUGUCUAUUUGUGAUGCGCUGUUGGAGCCAUGGGGUGGAGGAAAACCACUACAAACACCAUAACUGAAGCACUCCCCAUGUUUCUCCACUCUGAGUAGUGCCCUUAAAGGUUGGAUCAAUGAGAGACAGACGUUCCCAUUAUGAGACAGUCGGGGAACCGUGUGGUAGUCAGACUAAUGAGGCCUCUGGCACCACUGAUGUCUUCUUAUCCACUCUCAGUUACUCACUGAUGGAACCACAUGAAAGCUUGUUAAUGGAGGUAGCCAUCACCCAUUGACAGCACUUGAAAUCCCCAUGCACAUGACUAUGGUGAGGUUUUGGCUAGAGCCUUAUAUCCUAGAAAACAAACGACUGGUAAGUAUAUAGGAGGAGCCUAUCUGUCUGUGUAUAUGUACUGAAGAUGCUGAAUGGGCUCCUAUUACAUCAACCUCCUACUGUAUCUUCCUCCUCCCUCCCCUCUGCAGUGUGCAACAGAGUCACGGACCAGUCGUUGACAUACUUCAAGCGCUGUGGAAGCAUCUGUCAUAUUGAUUUGCGCUACUGCAAGCAGGUGACCAAGGAGGGCUGUGAGCGGUUCAUUGCUGAGAUGUCAGUGAGUGUACAGUUUGGACUAGUAGAGGAGAAACUACUACAGAAACUCUGCUAG
Messenger RNA from Coregonus sp. 'balchen', 13803 nucleotides. The record is from the annotation of a GenBank genome assembly. NCBI's taxonomy places the organism in Eukaryota, Metazoa, Chordata, Actinopteri, Salmoniformes, Salmonidae.